Trypanosoma rangeli is the source of this 903-nucleotide messenger RNA. RefSeq lists its product as uncharacterized. Lineage: Eukaryota; Euglenozoa; Kinetoplastea; Trypanosomatida; Trypanosomatidae. Bases 1 to 903 code for a protein of 300 amino acids. The record is from RefSeq and is a predicted model, not a curated record. The transcript has a single exon.
AUGGAGCUCUUGUCAACUGUUGAUAAGCUGGAGAGAAAGAGGAAGAAUGAUGCGGCACUGUCUGCCUCGGAGACGUUGGUGUUGCUUGAGCCUAGUUCUUUGCUGUUCCCCCCGCCCCACCGUGGCCGGGCGGUGCAGAACGUUGUCGUGAUGUACAACAUUGGCUCUCUGCCAUGCAUCUUUAAGAUCAAGUCACGGACGCCUGAGCGAUAUUACAUCAAACCCAACAUGGGCACAAUAUCUGCUCAGGGAGCCGUGCGUGUCUGCUGCAUUUUGCGCCCCCAGGCCGAAGAUUUGCCGUCGACAACGCGGGACGUUUUUCGCUUUUGUCUGAAGCCAAUUCCGUGGAGGUUGCUUCCAAAAAGGCGGGAGCUACUGCAUGGGGCGAAACUGAAGAAGUUGUGGGAUGCUGCGGACUGUGAAGCGCUGACCACCGUGACAAAACAGUUACAUUGUUGUUUUGAAGGCGACGCUGCAUCUCCGCCGGGAGCAUUUAUCACGGUACUUGACCCCGCUACUAUUGGCCUAGAGAUCCCAGCUGAGAGGACGAACGCCGUCUCAGCCUCGGCAACGGGCGUUGAUAGUAAUGAUUCCACGGGACUCACGCAGGAGGCGUCACAGCAAGAAGGGAGACCGAGCAGCAUAGUGAAGCGACAAGGAAAGGGUUUGCAAGAUUCCACGGGCAGCACACCUGGCCCCAGCAGCCCCUCCUGGAAGGAGCAAAGAGAAUCAAUGGGAGGCGCAGGCUCCUCCAUAUCCCAGGGGAGAGCUCGUGAAUUGACACAUGGGAUGGGGUUUAUUAUAAGGAAAACCACUAAAACAAUGGGCCAUCAGGUGCUUCUUGUAUCUUUUUUUUUGAUGGUGUGUAAUUGCGUGUGGCUUGUAUUCCACUUGCUACGGUGA